CGCAGCCCGGGAGGCGGGUCUUAGCUCCUAGGUGUGUAUGGCAGCUGAGGUGGCGAAACUUCGAGGUGCGGGGAGAGGGUGCCGGAUCCAGGUGUAGAGAGCGGCGGUAUCAAGGCGAGAAGAGCGAGUCCGCCCCUCUCCCGCCUGGAAAGUGGUUUCUGCCGGUCCCUGGGAACACCGGAGUACCGGAUCUCGAUCCGUGGGGGCGGGGUCCUUGGAGGGGACGGAGCGCCCCCUCCUGGGAACAGGCGGUCUGUUCGCAGGGACUGCUGUUGGAGCCUGAUUGGUUAGAGAGACAUUCCCUAAACCCCUGGGGAGCCCAACCCUUGGGGUUGGGGGAUCCCCAGCUCAGUACUCCUGCAUCUCCUAUCAUCGCAGGGCCCCUUCCCUAGUGACAUAUGUCCCUUGUCCGGGGCCAUGGAGACACUGCAGCCACCAUGGCGGCGCCUCUGUCUGAAGAAGGGGAAGUGACCUCCGGCCUCCAGGCUCUGGCCGUGGAGGAUACCGGAGGCCCCUCUGCUUCGGCCGAUCAAGCCGAGGAAGAGGGGGAAGGAGGCCGGGAGGAGGCUGAGCAUGAGGGGUCCGGGGCCGAGGAGGUGCAGGGAGAAGCCCCCAGCACUGAGGGGGAAGAGCAUGCCAAGGGAGAAUCCGAGGACUGGUGCGUGCCCUGCAGCGAUGAAGAGGUGGAGCUGCCCGCUGAUGGGCAGUCCUGGAUGCCACCCGCCUCGGAAAUCCAAAGGCUCUAUGAACUGCUGGCUGCCCACGGUACCCUGGAGCUACAGGCUGAGAUCCUGCCCCGCCGGCCACCCACACCUGAGGCCCAGAGUGAAGAGGAGAGAUCCGAUGAGGAGCCAGAGGCCAAAGAGGAGGAAGAGGAAAAACCGCACAUGCCCACAGAAUUUGACUUUGAUGAUGAGCCAAUGACACCAAAGGACUCCCUGAUUGACCGGAGACGCACCCCAGGAAGCUCAGCCCGGAGCCAGAAACGGGAAGCGCGCCUGGACAAGGUCCUCUCAGACAUGAAGCGACACAAGAAGCUGGAGGAGCAGAUCCUUCGUACUGGCAGGGACCUCUUCAGCCUGGACUCAGAGGAUGCCAGCCCCACCAGCCCCCCACUCCGGUCCUCAGGAAGUAGUCUCUUCCCCCGGCAGCGGAAAUACUGAGUGCUGCUGCCCUUAGGGUGCAGAGUCUACCUGCUGGGGCCUUGGCUCUUCUUCCCUAACCCAGGCCGCUGGGAAACUUGGGAAGAGGAGAGACACUCCAAGCUCCCAACACAGCACCUUGCCAGAAAGAGGACAUACGUGUAUGUGUUUAUGUUUUCUAUUGAACAUCUCUUUGGAGACCUGGGCUGAAUUUUCUGAAUCUAAAAUAAAAAAUACCAAGUUA
Messenger RNA from Balaenoptera ricei (Rice's whale), 1386 nucleotides. RefSeq names its product PAXIP1 associated glutamate rich protein 1 (gene PAGR1). The transcript has 3 exons. The record is from RefSeq and is a predicted model, not a curated record. Bases 399 to 1163 code for a protein of 254 amino acids. Lineage: Eukaryota; Metazoa; Chordata; Mammalia; Artiodactyla; Balaenopteridae.